Messenger RNA from Hemiscyllium ocellatum (epaulette shark), 554 nucleotides. It is a transcript of the gene c2h5orf63, whose product is annotated as chromosome 2 C5orf63 homolog. The coding region runs from base 61 to 411 and encodes 116 amino acids. The record is from RefSeq and is a predicted model, not a curated record. The transcript is spliced from 4 exons. NCBI's taxonomy places the organism in Eukaryota, Metazoa, Chordata, Chondrichthyes, Orectolobiformes, Hemiscylliidae.
CACGUGAUCGAACCCAAAAGAAUACUUCAAUUGGUAACCUGCAAUAAUAGCAUUGGAGCAAUGCAUUUACUUCACUAUACAAAACUUGGUCAAGCAUCAAAAUUUGCGUCGGAAAUGUUAUUAAGAAUGUCUACACUCAGGAAGGAUCCGCCAAUUUUAACACUGUUUACCAAGGAUGCGUGCAUACUUUGUGAAGAAGCCAAGGAGGCAUUGAUCCCUUAUAAGCAUAGGUUCACCCUACAGGAGGUAGACAUUACUCUUCCAGAAAAUUCCAUCUGGUUCGAGAGGUACAAGUAUGAUAUUCCAGUUUUUCAUCUGAACGGGCAAUUUCUGAUGAUGCACCAGGUUAACUUUAAAAUCCUCGAGAAAAGGCUGGCUAAACUGGAACAGGAAUUGAACCAAAGGACUUGAGGUUAUGAAGUGCAGCUUGAAACAAGAAAAUGUAUCCGCUUCUCCAUUGGUAUUAAGACCAAGUUCUUUUAAACAGUAGCUGGUUGAAAUGCGAAUACUUUAUAGUUAUUUUGUUUCAAAUACUACUGGUAAAAAUAAAUAAC